GGGGGCGGUGUCGGUGGGGGUGAGACCAGACACGUGCAGAGCCACUCAUCAAAGGCAGGAAAUGGACAAGCACGUCUGGCCCUGAACAGCGCGGGGCUAAGGGACUUCCAACAAGCUCAAUGUGCAGCUGAAGUGGAUUCCACGGCACCGGAAACGGCAACUCCCACUUGGGGCGCUGCGGACACACGAGUCCAGGCUGCCUUCCAGGAAGCCAAAAAAAAAAAAAGGAAAAGAAAGAAAAGAAAAAGGAGGGAUAGUGGAGAGCAGGGCUUCGGCCGCCGCCCACAACGCCGCGCCCUCGUCUCCAGACGGUCUUGGCAGGCCGCGCUCGGCCCCCAGGCACUCCCAGGUGGCCCAGCCCUCGGACCCGGCGGCCGGGCGGGCGCUGCCCGCCGGCGGGGACCUCAGGGAUCAUGGCACAAGUAGCAAUGUCCACCCUGCCCACUGCAAAUGAGGAGUCCUCGGAGAGCAGGAUGGUAGUGACGUUCCUCGUGUCUGCUCUUGAGUCCAUGUGUAAAGAAUUGGCCAAGUCCAAGGCGGAAGUGGCCUGCAUCGCAAUGUAUGAAGCAGAUGUGUUUGUUAUUGGAACAGAGAAAGGACGUGCUUUUGUCAAUGCCAGGACGGAUUUACAGAAGGAUUUUGCAAAAUACUGUGUUGCCGAAGGGCCGCAGGAGAUGAAACCCCCAGGCCCCGCCAAUGCCAGCGCAAUGCAGGUUGAUUCAGGAGAAACGGAAAUCCUCAGAAAAGCUGUCGAAGACUAUUUCUGCUUUUGUUACGGCAAAGCCUUGGGGACAACAGCCAUGGUACCUGUUCCCUACGAGAAGAUGCUGACGGACCAGGAGGCGAUAGUGGUUCAGGGGCUCCCAGAAGGGGUCCCCUUCCAACACCCUGAGAACUAUGACCUUGCAACGCUGAAGUGGAUUUUGGAGAACAAAGCGGGGAUUUCAUUCCUCAUCAGCAGACCUUUCCCGGGUCCAGCGAAUCAGCCAGGUGGUCCUGGGGUGGUAACCGACACCGACAGGUCAGCGACAUCACCAAGUGAAAGCUGCGCCCCCAUCCGUGUGAAGACCGAACCCAUGGAAGAUUCUGGUAUUUCACUGGAAGCAGCAGUUGUGUCAGUCAAGAAAGAAUCAGAAGAUCCUAAUUACUAUGAAUAUGGUACGCAAGAGAGCCGUCGUCCUUCUGCAGGCACUGAAGUAAUAGAAAUGGAAUUACCAAUGGAAGAUUCUACUCAACUUGUCCCUUCAGAAAUGAGUGAGGACCCUGAAGCUGAGGUGAAAAUUGAAGGAAACACCAGUUCACCCAAUAUUACGAAUUCUGCAGCAGGUGUUGAAGAUCUUAACAUCGUUCAGGUGACAGUUCCAGAUAAUGAGAAGGAAAGAUUAUCAAGCCUUGAAAAAAUAAAACAACUAAGAGAACAAGUCAAUGACCUUUUUAGCCGAAAAUUUGGUGAAGCCAUUGGAGUGGAUUUCCCUGUGAAAGUUCCCUACAGGAAGAUCACCUUCAACCCUGGCUGUGUGGUGAUCGAUGGCAUGCCCCCGGGGGUGGUCUUCAAAGCCCCCGGCUACCUAGAAAUCAGCUCCAUGAGAAGAAUCCUGGAUGCUGCAGAGUUUAUCAAAUUCACAGUCAUCAGACCACUUCCAGGUCUCGAGCUCAGCAAUGCCCCUUGGACUGCCGCACGCCAGGCUUCCCCAUCCGUCACCAACUCCCGGAGCUUGCUCAGAACGCCUGUCCAUCAAGUCGGUGAUGCCAUCCAACCAUCUCAUCCUCUGUCGUCCCCUUUUCCUCCUGCCUUCAAUCUUUCCCAGCAUGAGGGCCUUUUCUAAUGAGUCAGCUGUUUGUAUCAGGUGGCCAAAGUAUUGGAGCUUCAGCUUCAGCAUCAGUCUUUCCAAUGAAUAGUCAGGACUUUAGGAUUGAUUGGUCUGAUCUCCUUGCAGUCCAAGGGACUCUCAAGAGUCUUCUCCAACACCACAGUUCAAAAGCAUCUGUUCUUUGGCAGUCAGAUUUCUUUAAGGUCCAACUCUAUUUUUUAUAAGAUUUGCAAUUCUAGUUUGCACUGUAGUGUCUUUGCAUCUGGAGAAAGACCCAUCAGCAGAGAUGUGAAGGCCCUGGGCCAGCUGCAGUGCUGGAAUGGGUGGUAAUAAUUGCUUUCUGGUACAGCUCCCUAACUGGGCAGGCUCUCUGAAUAAUCAGAGACACCCUGUCUCUAUAGUCAAAUUACAAUUCUCUGUGUGUUUGAUAAGCUAUUGUCCUUCACUGAAUAUUCACAGCUCUUAAAUUAGCCAAGACCUCCACUGUUUCUCAGAGAGGGAAAACUGGGUAAACGUUCAAAUUUCUGUGCCCCUUCUAUGCCUUAGCAAUCACCCCAGGAUGGCUAUUGUCAAUUAAAUCUGGAAUGCAAGAUCAAUUAUAUUCUCCUAUUUAUAUUUGCCAGUUUAAAAAAAUGUUUAUUCAAUUUAUUUAAACUAAAAUAAAUAACCAAUUCACCCAUUUCUUCUACCUUGUCACCUCCCACUUCUUACAGCCAUUAGCCUGUUUUCUAUAUGUUAUUUUUUGUUUGCCUUUUAGAUUCCACAUAUAAGAGAGAUAAUACACUCUUUGUCUUUCUCUGCCUGACUUCACUUAGCAUAAUGCCCUCAAAUGCCAUUCAUUUUGUUGCAAGUGGUAAGAUUUUAUUAUUUUUUAUGGCUGAAUAAUAUUCCAUUUUAUAUUUAUGCCACAAUUUCUUUAUCUAGUCAUCCACUGAUGGCCACUUAGGUUGUUUCUAUAUCUUGGCUAUUGUAAACAAUGCUGCAGUGAACUUGAAGGUGCAGUUAUCUUUUUGAAUUAGUGUUUUCUUUCUUUUUUUUUUAGUGUUUUCAUUUUCUUCAUAUAAUUCUGAUGGAACUCCUGGAUCAUAUGGUAGUUCUGUUUUUAAUUUUUUUUUUUUUUUUUUUUGAGAAAUGAACGUGGUGAGAGCACACAUCAUUUUCUUGUUCCUGAUCUUAGAGGAAAAGCUUUUAGCUUUUCACCAUUGAAUUUGAUGUUAGCUAUGUACUCCUUACACAUGGCCUUUACUAUGUUGAGGUAUGUUCCCUACAUACCUGCUUUAUUGAGUAUUUUUGUCAUAAAUGGAUGUUGAAUCUUGUCAAAUGCUUCUUCUGCAUCUACUGAUGCAGAAUCAUAUGAUGAUCAUAUGAUUUUCAGCCUUCAUGUUGUUAAUAUGGUGUAUCAUUGACUGAUUAUUGAACCAUCGUUGCAUCCCUGGAAUAAAUUCCACUUGAUCAUGCCGUGUGAUCAAAGGUAUUGUUGAAUUCUGUUUGCUAAUAUUCUUUGAAGAAUUUUGUAUCUAGGGUAAUCAGAGAUAUUGGCCUGUAAUUUUCUUGUUUUGUGACAUCCGUUGUCAGGGUAAUGGUGGCCUCGUAAAACACAUUUGAAAGAGUUCCCCUCUCACAAAUUUUUUGUAAGAGUUUGAUAAAGAUUGAUCUUAUAAUAACUGUUCUUUGAAUGUUUGGUAGAAUUCACCAGUGAAGCCAUCUGGUCCUGGACUUUUGCUUGUUGAGAAUUUUUUGUUUGUUUGUUUGUUUUGCUGAUUCAAACUCCUAAUCUCCUUGCUAGCAAUUGGUCUGUUUCAUUUGAGAUUUUAAUUUCAGAUUUUCUAUUUCAUUAUGAUUCAAGCUUUGUAGAUUGUAUGUCUCUAGCAAUUUAUCCAUUUCUUCUUGGUUGCCCAGUUUAUCCAUUUCGUCUAGUUUGGCAUAUAAUUGUCCAUAGUAGUCCCUUCUGAUCCUUUGUAUUCUGUGGUAUCAGCUGUAACAUCUCCUCUUUUAUUUCUGAUUUGAGUCCUCUCUCUUUUUCUCUUGCUGAAUCUAGCUAAAAGUUUGUCAAUUUUGUUUAUAUUUUCUAAGAACCAGUUCUUAGUUUCAUUGAUCUUUUCUAUUGUCUUUUCAGUCUUUAUUUCAUUUAUUUCUGCUCUAAUUUUUGUUCCUUCCUUCUACUAACUUUGGGCUUCAUUUGUUCUUUUUUUUCUAGUUCCUUGGGGUGUACAGUUAGGUUGUUUGAGACUUUUCUUGUUUCUUGAGGUAAGCAUUUAUUGCUAUGAACUUCCCUCUCAGAGCUGCUUUUACUGCAUUUCAUAAGUUUUGGUAUGUUUCACUUCCGUUUUCAUUUGUCUCAAGGUGUUUUUGUUUCUCUUUUGAUUUUCUUCUUUGACUCAUUGGUAGUUUAUAACUUGUUUAAUCUCCACAUUUGCGAGUCUUCCAGUUUUCUUCCUGUAAUUAAUUUCUAGUUUCAUACCACCAUGACUGAAAAAAAUGUUUAAUAUGACUUCAAUCCUCUUAUAUUUGUUAAAACUUGUUUUGCAAUCCAAUAAAUCAUUUAUCUUGGAAAACACUUACUGAUUUUCUGGGUAGAUGACCUAUCCAUUAAUGUAAACAGAGUAUUAAAGUCCCCUCCUAUUAUUGUA
Molecule: messenger RNA, 4441 nt
Organism: Dama dama (fallow deer)
Lineage: Eukaryota; Metazoa; Chordata; Mammalia; Artiodactyla; Cervidae
Product: general transcription factor II-I repeat domain-containing protein 2
Exons: 16
Coding region: 414-1826 (470 amino acids)
Cellular component (GO): nucleus
Source: RefSeq, a predicted model, not a curated record